ACCAGCAAACAAUUGAGCCAGGCGUGCAGUCGUAUUGGUUGAAAUGCGGCACUGAACCCGGAACAGAAACACAUGGGUACUGUGGAGAUCUAAAAUGACAUUUUAGUGAAGAUUUCAAGUGCUGUGUCUUCCAUGUACUGGGGGUAAAAAAAAGUUAUUAUUCAAUAACAUGGAGACAGCAGCUCUAGUGGCGCCUGUCACAGCUCUGGAGUUCCUUCAUGAUGCCUUUUUACUGACGGGUGAGGGACCAGUUUUAAAGGCGUACAGUCUCCACCCUCGCCCCAAAGUCUGCACCUCACUCACUGUGCUCCAGCACUCCAGAAUACAUGGAAUAAGACCUAGCGAUCAGGCAGCUGUUCCAGCACAGUCAUCUGCUGCAGGAGUCCAUGAAAAGGAUAAAAAUGAACUGAGCCCCAUUGCACAGGCCAACUUUCAUGACCUAGCAGUAUUUGGAGGUAAGGUAGUAAGGCUGGUGAGACUCCAUGUGGGUCUCCAGGGUGAGGACCACCUGCAGUUGGAGAUGCUUGGUCACCUCAUGGAGCUACAGGACUGGAUUCUGGAUGUCCGCUGGCUGUCUGGAGGCAAACAUCUCUGUGUGGCUUUAGCCCACAAUAGUGCUCUUCUCUUAGACAUUUUUACAGGAUCUGCCCUAGUUCAGCGCUCUUGUCUGGAGGGCUGUCUGCUUUACUCUGCCCUCCUCUUGGUACAGGAAUCUUGGGUGGAUACUGUCUUAGUAGGAGGAACUGUUUUCAAUCAGCUGGUUCUGUGGAGGCCUGGAGGUGGGAAGGACAAUAACAAUAAGGCUCCAGUUGAGAGACGUCUACAGGGCCACAGCGGUGUCAUCUUCAAGAUCUCAUAUCUUCAGGAGAAAGGCUGGCUGGCUUCAGCUUCUGACGAUCGCAGUAUAAGGGUCUGGGUAGUCGGUGCUUUAGGGGGCUCUGGGGGGAAAUGCGGGGACUUGGAGCCAGCAUGUUUAAUGGUCUUAUACGGACAUCAGGCGAGGGUGUUCUCGGUGUGUCUCUCCCCUGGAAAAGUGUACAGUGCUGGAGAAGAUGGGUCCUGUUUAGUGUGGGACUGGACUGGAGGUGGAAAAGUGGUACGGACAUUAAAGGGACACAGAGCAGGGGGGAUUCGUGCACUGGCAGUCAGUAAGGGAACAAGUGAUGAGGAGAGAUGGGUGGCUACAGGGGGCGCAGAUGGAGGGGUGAGACUGUGGAGGAUUAAAGAGAGUGAGGAGAGCAAGAUGGAGGAAGUGGUGACAGAGAAAUUAACUGAUCUCCGAUUUCCUGGUCAAGGCAUGCCUAAAGCAGUUCGUAUAGCAGCAGAAGGAAAAGCUGGUUGGAGCCAGAGUAACUUAGUUGUUUGCACUGACCUAGGAAUAGUCUACCAAUACAGUGAUGGCCAGUGGGGGCAGGUAUGGCAAGGGUCUCCUGAGUUCCAGUCCUAUUGUGUGAUGGAAACAAUAUCUAUCAUUCCAUCAGAGUCAACAGCCAAAUUGCAUUUGUGUGCUGUAGGCAACCUCAGCGGGUCCAUAUUUGUAUUCCCAAUUUCUCAACCACAGUCUGGAAUUCUUCUCACUGGUGGCUCAGGGAAGAUUCAUAACCUCAUCUGGCAAAACGUAGGAGAAAGUGUGUGUUUGUUAGCAUCAGGGAGCGAAGGGCUCGUCUAUCGCUGGUUUAUAAAGAUACAUUUAAAUGAAGACCGUUCCUUAGACCUUAGCGUGAAACCUCUUCCUUCCUUCCUUCUUCCCCCCUGUGCCAAACGCUGGCUGACGGCUGCAGUUUGCCUCCUGUCUGAGUCACAGGAGGUGCUGUGGGUUUGUGGAGACAGGAGAGGCUCCCUGCUUUUGUUUCAGGAGGGAGGAAAAAUCCUGCAAAAGAGAGGUGAUGAUAGAGAGGCAGCUGAAAGUUUGGUCACAUACACAAGAGGUACAAGUGAUAGAGAGAGACUAGAUGUCACCGAACAGCAGAGAGAAAAUGAAGAUAAAUUGAAGCUCUUGCCACUGAGCUGCUUAUUUGGGGUGCAUGGAAAACAGGGUGUAACUUCACUUUGUGAAUACCAGGGGCUGCUCUAUAGCACUGGGAGGGAUGGCUGUGUGAGAGUUUUUAGGGUGCGGCCAAAAGCACCAGAAAACCUUGAAGGAAACAGGAAUAAUAGUACGGGAAAGACUGUAGAAAGCAAAGCACCGCUUCAGCUGGAGGUUCUGCGAGUCCAGCGGGCCUGUAAGGGUAUGGAGUGGCUGGAGAGGAUUUUGAUUCUCAAACCUGAAACCCCAGAGGAGGAGGAGGAGGAGGAGGAGGGGGUUGAGUUCAGUGAGGAAUGUGAGAACCACUACGAGACAAAGCGUAAUUUGACAGAAAAGGCGGAGAGAAGGGAAAUAGAAGCAAGGUUUGUCAUUGUUGGGUUCCACGCUGUCCACUUUGUGGUUUGGGAUCCAGUGAGGCAGGAGAGGCUGUUAGCAGUGCCUUGUGGUGGGGGGCAUCGCUCUUGGGGGCUCUGGCCAUCACUCAAAGGGGUUUGGCCUGGUUAUGGAGCGCUGGUCUUCAUUAAGCAGGGCAGCGUUCUGGUUUCACUGCCUCCUGGGGAGGAACCAAACUGGCCUGGGAAGGCGGGAGUGACGGGAGGAUGGGGCCUGAGAGAGGGCGUCCAUGGGAGGGGGAUCGGGUGUGUAUGUAGAUUAGGGAGGAUAGAGGGGACAGGAAAUGCUGCUGAAACAUCUGGAGAAGUGAUUAACAAUGAAGCAAGGGGGGUGGAAAGAGAGAAGAAUCAAUGGGAGAUAGUGGUGACAGGAGGAGAAGACACUAGCCUAACCGUCCUGGCAAUACAUCCAAACUCUGGCAACAUCAAAGUUCUCUCCGUGAUCACUGAUCACAUUUCAAGUGUACGGACAGUGACAGCGGUAACGCGUCCAGAGGCAGGGACUGAAAAGCAUCCACAGUCUCUCUCCGCCCUGCUCCUGUCAGCCGGCGGCCGGGCUCAAAUGCAGUGCUACCGCUUACUGAUCAGCUGGGACGGGCAGAGAGAGGCCCCCUCCUGCCAGGUGAUCCAAGUGGCCGGUCACCGAUUGGACGAACAGUGGGAGAGAAGGCGGAACCGGCACAAGAUGGUCAAAAUGGACCCAGAAACAAGGUAUAUGUCAGCAGUGGUGGUGGAUGAGGAGACUGACGGGCUUCUUCUGGCUCUGGCCUGCAGCGAUGGAGCUGUCAGAUUGUUCUCCAUUAGUGAAGUGAAACAUCAAAUCUUUUUGUUGUGGGAGUCUUAUUUCCACCAGCGAUGUGUGCUCAGCGUUGACACCUGCAGCCUUGACGAUGCAAAAGGCAACAGGUGUAAGCUGUUGUUCAGUGCUGCAACAGACGGGAGAAUUGCAGUGUGGAACUUGACUGAAGCUUCUUCCUCAGCCGAUGCUUCAAGUGAUGCUCCAGCUCCACCAAUCCCCUGCCUCAGCAUUUCUGCCCACCAGAGUGGCGUCAACUCAUUGGCUGUUUGGGCGAAAAAACUGGGACAACAAGAGGGAGGUUGCUUGGUAACUGUUGCUAGUGGAGGGGAUGAUGGGCAGCUGACGGUGUCGGUGAUUAGGGUGAUGUUCCCAGAAGAUGGAAAGACUUCUGAGCCCUCUGUUCCCCUGCAAACCCAGUUACAACCACCAAAGCAGCUCCAGCUCCAUGUCCACACCCAGUCCUGCAUCCCGCUGGCUCACGCUGCUCCUCUGACUGCUCUGAAGCUCCUGAGGCAGGGCCUCAUCGUCUCCACUUCUUCAGAUCAGAGGGUUUGCCUUUGGAAGGUCGGCAUUAAAGGUAUCGAGCACAAGGGGGCGCUGUGCUCCCAUGUUGCAGAUGCUGCAGGACUCGCAGUGUGGGAGGGGCAGGUGACACAGGGGGAGGAAGAAGAUGAGGAGGCUAAGACAAGAUCUGACAGACUCGAGUCUAAACCAGAAAAUGCUGUUUGGAGACUAAACGUGUAUCAGGCAGAAUUGGAAAUGGAGGGGAAGACAAGUAGGAGGUUAAAGGACGAAGACACAGCUGAUAAGACAGAACCUGUUGAAACAGAGACAGGUGACACAGUUUGUAAGAGCCAUGAUGAGAAGUCAGGAAAAGAGAAUCAAGCAGAGGCUGAAGUGGUGUCAGAGAGGGAGGUGAACACGUGUGAGAGCAGGAUAAAGGCAGAGACGACAGGAUGGGUGCUGGUCUGUGGACAGGGCUUCCAGCUGCUACGACUCAGAAACUCAGUGGACAAAUCAGAGAAGAAAUCCUGACGACAUUUUUAAAAUUUAGUUAGGAAUCAUCUGUAAAAUGACAAAAUUGCAGCUACAUGAUGACACUAAAUAAUUGUAUUUUGCUAUUUUUUUUUUAAUUAAAGUUAAUUUAUUCAUUCUUUA
Betta splendens (Siamese fighting fish) is the source of this 4375-nucleotide messenger RNA. RefSeq names its product WD repeat domain 6 (gene wdr6). The record is from RefSeq and is a predicted model, not a curated record. Lineage: Eukaryota; Metazoa; Chordata; Actinopteri; Anabantiformes; Osphronemidae. The transcript is spliced from 7 exons. Bases 170 to 4252 code for a protein of 1360 amino acids. Gene Ontology annotation, molecular function: protein binding. Gene Ontology annotation, cellular component: cytoplasm. Gene Ontology annotation, biological process: tRNA methylation.